AUGGCAUCAGUGGGCACCCACUGCCGCCGCCUCUGCCGGGACCUCGGGUUCCUGCCCAGCCUGCCGCCCGCUCUGCUGCGCCUGACCAUUGCGACCUCCAGCUCGGGAAGGAAACCCAGUCUUCACAGAUCCCAAGAGGACUUCGGAGCCUCCGACUCUUCCUCACCUGCCUGGUCCCACCGCGUUGGCCCAGGAUCCCCAGGUCAGGCACCCCUGCUUCUAUACCUGCAACAGCGCCUGCCCCCAGUGGGGCCAGCCGCCUUCACUUUCGUGAUCAAUGUUGUGACCCCCGCCCCGGGGCAUGGAGGAAAGGAUGAAGUUAAUGAAGAAGUGGAACCAGUAAAUAUGGAGGUCAUGGGCCAUCCAGAAAUUUAUCCUUUAGUAUUAACUACUAAGACCCAGGAAAUAUUUAACUGCCGAGUAGAUGAAGAUGUUACAGAUGACCAACCUUACAAGCUUAUCAAAAAAGAAGAUAUCUUUGAGGACUUUAAGAACAGAGGUGCGAUAUCUGAUUUCCACCCAGUCAAAAAAGUUAUCCAGGAAUAUCCUGGAGAUGAGAUUCUGCUUGUGUAUGACAAAGACUUCAAAUACGGACUGAAUUUUUAUGUUAUUGGAACCGAAGAGGGCAAGGAAAACUAUUUAAAUCCUCCAGAAGUACUGGAAGAUCAGGAAGAAUAUAAAGAAUAUUCUUCUGAAGAGGUGUAUAUUUACAAAGCACCUGUCUCUAAACCCUGGAUUUCUCUGGGCAGUGAAAAAGAAAUUGAGGAAGAAUCAGUUAACGAAGCGACAAAGCAGACUACGUAUAUGAUUUCUCGAAAACGAAGGAAAUUUGGCGCACCGAUUAAGUUCAGCGACCACAAUGCUUCCAGUAUAAAAGAUGCCUACAUUGAAUGCACGGCCUACCCGGAUAAAAAUUUUACUCUUCAACAAGUUGAAAAAGAUGUCGGCAUGCAAGUAAUCCCCCAAAUCAAGGACAGGGGUACUCAGACAAGAUGGACAUAUCCCAAAAAUGCUACGACGCAGUAUUAUCCAAGGGAAUUCUCAGAAGAGGAAAAAGAGGCAGUUGGACAAUCAAAGCCCUUCGCUGACUUUUUUGACAAUGUGUCUGUAGGUGUGGAAAUAGCCCUGCAGCAAAAUGAAAUCAUGAACACAUUUAUCGACGACUGGAAAUGCCUGGCGGAAGAAGAAGGUACCUUUGUAGACAAGACCGAUACCCAGCUGAAAGAGUACCAGUCCUUUACCGACCUCCAUAGCCCAAUGGAGAAGAUGAUCACCUGCGUAGCAUGGCACCCGACCAUCUAUGGGCUGAUCGCCGUGUCAGUGGCCGUGCGACUCUCCUUCGAAGACAGAGUCCUGAAUUCUGGUAAAUUAUUGCUGCAGCCCUCGUUGAUUCUUCUCUGGAGUUUCUCUGAUCCUAUACAUCCUCAGUUAAUGCUGGAGGGCCCAGAUGACAUCUUCUGUUUCCAGUUCUGUCCGAGUGACCCUAACAUCAUCGCUGGAGGAUGCAUAAAUGGACAGAUCGUCAUGUGGGAUAUCACCGCCCACGCCGACCGCAUAGAGAACAUUAAGUCGGGAGGCGGGAGAAGUAAAAAGCCCAUCCUCAAGCCUAUGUUUCUCCUUGAACCAGACAGUAACAAAGAAGCAACGUAUAUCAGACACUGCGCUGUCUCUUCCAUCGAAAACGGGCACAGGAAGGUAAUCACAGACAUCCACUGGCUGGCGGACACAUUUGAGAUUAACAGAAUGGGCGCCGUCUUUGAAAAUCGAAAUGGAAUUUGCUGCCAACUUGUCACGUGUUCAGCAGAUUGCACAGUAUGUUUUUGGGAUAUUAGACCACAGAAAGCUUUACUCCCCCAAACAGCAGAGAAAAAGAAAGAGGAAGUUAUUGAAAUUCCUUUCGAUGUGCCAUCUACGUUUUUGCAUCUAGAUCUCUCCUGGAAACCUCUCGCCAAGGUAAGGCUGUCUAAAGGUGAAACAAGUGUAGAUCACUGCCCAACCAAGAUAAGCCUGAACGAAAGCCAUAUUUCUCAAACACCAGAUCAUAUGGUUGCCCAGGACAGAGCAGGAAAGAUGGAAGAAAUAAACCCAUACCAGAAUCUGGAAGGCGGGAUGGCUGGUCAUCUCAAGCCGAUAGAUGAAUUCUGCACAAAGUUCUUUGUGGGAACAGAGGAAGGCGAAGUGAUAUACACAGACUGGAAACUGGAAAGAGACCCUGAAACUGGCCGACUCAUGUCAAAGAAGCCAGUGAGCAUGCACACUGUCCACGAUGGCGCUGUCCACACUAUUCAGAGAUCACCUUUUUACAACGACAUCAUUCUCACCAUUGGGGGCUGGAACGUGGCCAUCUGGAAAGAAAAUGUUAUGACUGGACCCCUCCUUCAGUCCUGCUGUGCCCCCAAACGGUACACCUCAGGGCACUGGUCCCUGACGAGGCCCGCGGUUUUCUAUGUGGGCCGAGAAGAUGGCUACAUCGACAUCUGGGACCUUCUGGAGAAAACCCACGAACCCUCGCUGUCACAGAACAUUUGCAUCACUAUGAUCACAGGCAUCAAACCCUGGCCCUCUUCUUCUAAGCAGCAGCUCUUAGCUAUAGCUGACCAUUUUGGAACACUGCAUAUAUUGGAAAUUCCUUGGACGUUAAGUCACCCUUCCAGCAACGAGGUAUCAAGUGUACAAUAUUACUUCCAAAGAGAGGUGAAGCAUCUGGAAUACGUCGCCCAGCGCAAAGUUAUUCGUGACAAAGAAAUCAAACAAAUCAAUAUGGAAAAGGAGAGGAAAAGAAGUAAAACAUAUCAGAAGUCAAAAGAACAAAUUGAGGCUGGGUUGAAACUGGACUAUGAACAGUAUCUGGACCUGGAAAAGACCACCCUCAUCAGUCUCGGCCUACUCAAAAUAUCAGAGAGAAGGUCAUUCAUCGACAUGUUGUAGAAGAGCCUUCCGAGGGGGUGUUUGGGGAACUUUGUGGGACCUAUCCUCCUUCUGUUCAUUACUUUUUAUAUAGAAUGAUCUA
Molecule: messenger RNA, 3010 nt
Organism: Otolemur garnettii (small-eared galago)
Lineage: Eukaryota; Metazoa; Chordata; Mammalia; Primates; Galagidae
Gene: DNAI3
Product: WD repeat domain 63
Exons: 23
Coding region: 1-2928 (975 amino acids)
Biological process (GO): cilium movement involved in cell motility; inner dynein arm assembly
Cellular component (GO): inner dynein arm
Molecular function (GO): dynein light chain binding; dynein heavy chain binding
Source: RefSeq, a predicted model, not a curated record